CAACACACGCAGUUCUGUUCAACACUUCAGUUGAUUUCUUGAUUCCCGCGGAGACGCAGCCGCGCGGUUCGACCGCCGAAACGAGCGUCCGAAACGCCGACUCGAAAAAAAAAUUUUGUCCCAUAAUAAAUCUGUGUUGUGACAAUAAUGUUCCUAUAGUUAUAAGUGUUUUUUGAAAAUGGAAAAAAUGGAAAGGAAAAGCUAAUCACCAACAAUCUGAAAUAUAUUAAUCACCAACAAUCUUAAAUAACUUAAUCACCAAUUGCCUAAAAAAAUGUUUCGUCCGUCACUAACCCGUGGCGUGAGCGUGGACUCAGCUGAUGUGUCGGGCUAUGCCAGGAGCCGGCGCGCCUCGCUGUCGGCCGAACAGCGGCGCAAGCUGAGCAUGCUGCGCUCAGCCAGCAUCCCUUCGCCGUUGACGCCGGUGAGCCACAUUUACCAUUUGGUACCCUGCCCGAGAAAAGACUGUAAUCAGAAAUAUGUCGUCAGCACAGACAGGAGCGGAGAUAUCCAUGUUCAUGUGCAAGGCGACCUAAGUCAACAGGAUAAACGAUGCGUUUUCCUGACAGUGCACGAUCUUGGGACCAACCACUCGACAAUGGUUGACUUCGUGAACAGCCCAGCUAUGUCGGAGAUCAAGGAGCGUUCAUGUUUCAUCCACGUGGAUGUACCAGGACAUGAGGAGGGGUCGCCAGAUUUGCCCGACUCAUACCAAUUCCCUUCACUCCAAACUCUAGGCGAAGACUUGAUAACAGUCUUAGACUUUCUCCACGUCCGCUACGCCGUCGGCCUAGGCGAAGGCGCCGGAGCCAAUGUCCUGGCCAGAUGCGGCCUGGCCCAUCCCAGGCGACUCCUAGGCCUUAUCCUGGUGAACUGCACAGCAUCAACAUCGUCCGUAGCUGAUGCAUUUAGGAGCAGGUUUUCAAGAUGGCGCGGAGCCGACAUUUCUCAGUCUGAAGAGGAUUUCCUCAUUUACCACAAGUUUGGCCACCAAAUAUCAAGUGACUCCUGCGAGGCGGGCGAGCGCGACCGCAUGCUAACUGAGUACCGCUCGCGCCUGCGCGGUAACCUCAACACGCAUAACAUCAAGCAGUACGUCAGGGCGUUCAUCAAUCGCAAGGAUCUGGUCCUCCGAGGCUGCCAGCCUGACAUCCUGCUGAUCACGGGCAUGCUGAGCCCCUACUCCACCGUCAUCGAGAAGAUGUACAAGGAGUUGGAUAAGGAGAGGGUCACCAUACUCAAGGUGGACAGGGCUGGAGAUGUGCUUGCUGAGACGCCAGCCAAGAUAGCACAGUCCCUCCUACUGUUCUGCCAAGGCCAAGGCCUGCUGACGUCCCUACCCCCACCAGGGGUGGAGCGGCGCAUGUCUCGCGCCAUGUCCAUGGAGGAGUACGACAAGCCCAACAUCCGCCGCCUGUCGCUCACCCCGGCGCAGCCUGACUCCCCGCACAGGAAGCUCUAGCUGAUCCGCGGGGACUCCUUGAAAGAGGAGACCGUCUGAGCCUUGUGCCCUUACAAUAAGGCCGGUUUUUGUCUGAAGGGUUUUGGAGUUAGGGCGUUUUGGAUUUCUGGUAGGUGUAUUCUUCUGUGCGGAAGAAAUGUCUGGUAUAUAAUAGUAUAGGAUUGCUUCAGUUUAUUUUCUGCUGUAUGUAUGUAUAUUAAAGAAGAUUCAAAACGCCCUUUCUCCCAAAAUGACCUGAUAUCAGAUUUAAUAUGUCUAUAAACUGUAUGUUUGGUGUAGAAUCUGUAAUAGUGAAUUAAAAUGUUAUGUCGGUGUUGCAUUAGCAUAAAUUAAUAAAACAUAUCGAAUAUAAUGUUGUCCUUUGUGCGAUGAAAUAGAGAAAAUAUUUCAAUCAAUACAAGGUGUUAAACAUCACGCUUUCAUAUUUCCUGAGGACCCUGCAAGAAUUUAUCAACAGAUAAUACUUGUGCAAAAUAGAUGUUGUCACAGUGUCUUUUGGUAGUAAUAUUCUUAUAAAUGUUAUACAAUCAUUUUGAAAAGUUUUAAGGGCCUUUAGGUCAAUAGAUCAAGUUUGUAGGAUAGAGCACCUUUGUCAAUGUGUAGGUUUGUUAAGGUCAGUCUAAGUAAACGCGUUGUCUAAAAUAUCACAGUUUCACUCAGCUUCGGCAUGGUUAGGCUGUUUCUAUAGAAGAAGAAAAAGAAACCUGUUUACAUACCAUUGCAGUGUUGUCUUGUGUGUUCAAAAAAUUAUCAAAGACGCAAGCUCUUUAGAAAACUUAUACCAAACCAGUUUAUUUUUAAAUAUUGUGUAUUUUCCUAUUUAUUAUACGAAUGUUAUAUUUUGAUAAAGCUUUAUUUAUAGAAGCUUGAGAUGUGAUUUUUAUUAUUGUAAUCAUAUUAUAAAUUAUGGCAAUUUUCAAUGAAAAUUAGGGCCCGCUUUUUGUGAAAUGUGUAUUCUAUUGGAUGAAUGGAAGAUCUUUUUAACCGACUUUCCAAAAAGGAGGUUCUCAAUUCGGAUGUUUGUAUGUUUUUACGGUGUAUGGACCAAUGUCUAUAUCAUCACAAAAUGUUAGAGUAGUUAAUAUUUUAUGCACAUUCGAAGGUUGACUAGCAAUUGGAAAAGCAGUUAAAAUACGUUAUUAAGGUUUACAGUUUUUGUGGGCAUAAAAAUCGUGACCUGAGCUUGGAUUUCUUAUUCGAAUACACGUAACCCAUGCACGAGACUUAUUCAAGUGAUCGGCUUGCAUAACAGAAUUAACUGGCAAAUGACAAAAUAAAUAUCCCAAGAUGAAUAUCUCAAAAACACCGUGAGCAAAAACAACAAAAUUACACAAGUUACAAUCAGUGGGAUUUUGCUGUUUUACCAAUCGCUAGUUUCAAUCUUAACUUUUAAAGCAAAAUUGUGGAGAGAAAUAUUUAUUUUCGUUGUGUUUUUUGUUUUGUAAAUGAUGUAAAGAAAUAUUUUACUAUGUUAAGAGUUAUUUACUAUUCUAGUAUUAUGUACAAAGUACCUAUGUUUUGAAUAGAAUUUAUAAAUAUUAGAUUGUAUGUUAUAAUUCACAAUAAAUAUUUACUGUAGAA
Helicoverpa armigera (cotton bollworm) is the source of this 3043-nucleotide messenger RNA. RefSeq lists its product as uncharacterized. Gene Ontology annotation, cellular component: cytoplasm. The record is from RefSeq and is a predicted model, not a curated record. NCBI's taxonomy places the organism in Eukaryota, Metazoa, Arthropoda, Insecta, Lepidoptera, Noctuidae. Bases 275 to 1462 code for a protein of 395 amino acids. The transcript has 9 exons. Gene Ontology annotation, biological process: signal transduction.